Messenger RNA from Stylonychia lemnae, 486 nucleotides. The record is from the annotation of a GenBank genome assembly. Lineage: Eukaryota; Ciliophora; Spirotrichea; Sporadotrichida; Oxytrichidae.
AUGGAAUCAUCAAAGAAAGCAACUACAAGUGCUACAGGAGGAAAGGAGGAUUUUUAUCUAAGAUAUUAUGUGGGUCAUAAGGGCAAGUUCGGACAUGAGUUCUUGGAAUUCGAAUUUAGACCUAAUGGAAGAAUGAGAUACGCUAAUAACUCUUAAUAUAAAUCUGAGGGACUUAUUAGAAAAGAAGUUUAUGUAAACGAUGUUGUAUUGGAGGAAUUGAAGAGAAUUAUUAGAGAGUCAGACAUUAUUAAAGAAGAUGAUAGAAACUGGCCAUAACCAGAUAAAAUUGGCAGACAGGAACUUGAAAUAUUGAUGGGAAAUGAGCAUAUAUCUUUUACAACAUCUAAAUUUGGCUCAUUUAUGGAUGUCAAGAAUAGUAAAGACCCAGAGGGUUUAACUGUAUUUUACUACUUACUUCAAGAUCUAAAGUGCCUAGUUUUCUCUAUCAUUAGUUUACAUUUCAGAAUAAAACCAGUUCAAAACUGA